Messenger RNA from Osmerus eperlanus (European smelt), 1702 nucleotides. RefSeq lists its product as uncharacterized. The record is from RefSeq and is a predicted model, not a curated record. NCBI's taxonomy places the organism in Eukaryota, Metazoa, Chordata, Actinopteri, Osmeriformes, Osmeridae. The transcript is spliced from 7 exons. The coding region runs from base 452 to 1069 and encodes 205 amino acids.
CCAUAUACAUUGAUGAAAUACAAUACACCAAAACAUAACCGCUUAGAUUUGCCAUGAUUGUCAUAUGUUUGGGUAUGUUUACUGCCUCUGCCACAGCUCUGCAGGUGAACCUAAAGCCCCAGAUGGUCAGCGUGGGGACACAGACAACUUUCAGGAUGCAAACUUCCACCCCCCUCACUAGUCCUGAACAAACGGAUGAAGAAGAUGACCCCUCUGUCUUGUCUCAGUGAUGCAUCAUGGGUGCCAGAAGACCAGAUGUCUGAAGAAGAUUUGUGUGAGGAGGAGCUAUCUCAAACUUGUGACCCCCACCAAAAUGAGAUCAUUUAAAACCAACAUAGACCAACUUAGAAUUUUCAUUUUUGUGUAUCUGUAGUAGUUUGAAUGACCCCCCCCCCCCCCUCUUUUUGCUUCUAGUGGCAUUGUUAAAUUCAUUGUGUGCAAAGACGAACUCAUGGCCCUGUUUGCCAUCUGUCCGGCCUGUUGUGAAAGAAAGUCUGAGAGUAGAAUCGUGCAGCAGGCAGGAACAUUCAUUAAAAUAGAGCAGGUCUGUGCAUCAUGUGGCUGCCAGCGUUUCUGGCAAAACCAGCCGAUCCUACUCAGGAAUAUGCCAGCCUGCAACCUCCUUCUAAGUGGGGCCAUUCAUUUCAGUGGAUGUUUGGCCUCCCAGACAUUGCAAAUGAUGACCCUGUUUGGCCAUCAGUGCAUCAGCGUUAGCACUUACUUUCGCCAUCAGCGCCGCUACACCAUCCCUGUCAUCAUUCAGGCCCGGCAGAACGAUCAGGCCAAGAACCUGAGUGACCUCAGGGCAAUGGAUGGAGGCAUAGUUGUUGCUGGUGACUGCAGGUCAGAUUCUCCAGGGCACUGUGCAAAGUAUGACUCGUACUCUUUGAUAGAGGACAGAAUAAACAAAGUGGUGGAUGUUCAGCUUGUUCAGAGCUCAGAUCUCCCCAACAGCUUUUGGUGUGAGCUUGAAGGGCUCAAGCGCAGCAUCGGCUUUCUGAGGAGGCAGGACCUGCAUUUGUCAACCCUCAUCACGGACAGACAUCGCCAGGUUGCCAAAUGGGUGUGAGAAGAGCUGUGCCCUGAGGGAACACAGCAUUAUUUUGAUGUCUGGCACAUUGGGAAAAGUCUGGGGAAGGCCUUGGAUACAGCCUCUAAAGACAGACAGUGUGACCAACUACAGUUGUGGAGGCCAGCCAUAGUCAACCACCUUUACUGGAUUGCAGCUUCAACCCCAGAUGGCAUCCCAGCUGUGAUGGAAGCCAAAUGGAGAAGCUUGACUAAUCACAUUCAGGACAUCCACGACCAUGACACCCCUGCCUUCUCCAGUUGUGCUCAUCCCCCUCUGGAAUGGGAUCAACAUGAUAAGGAGUGGCUGGAACCAGGCUCAAUGGGAGCAGUAAAACUGGAAAGCAUCAUCACAAAGACUUCCUUACUGAAGGAUGUUAGACAGCUGUCUCCGCAGCACCAGACUUUCUCCCUUGAAGCCUUCCACUCCCUCAUCCUGCACUUUGCGCCCAAGCACACUGGGUUUUCAUACCUUGGCAUGUAUAGCAGGUCAGUGCUGUGCAAUGGAACUACAUUACAACUUCAAUUCAAACCGAGAGACAGCACGAAGAAGCGAUGGUACAGAGCAGUAUUGCGUGCGAUAUCCACGUUUCAGAAAAGGUGCCUUUGUAGUGCAUCCCAUCAAACAGAAGGC